Ochlerotatus camptorhynchus is the source of this 2393-nucleotide messenger RNA. RefSeq names its product N-glycanase Pngl (gene Pngl). Gene Ontology annotation, biological process: glycoprotein catabolic process; protein deglycosylation; protein quality control for misfolded or incompletely synthesized proteins. The transcript has 2 exons. Gene Ontology annotation, cellular component: nucleus; cytoplasm; cytosol. The record is from RefSeq and is a predicted model, not a curated record. Lineage: Eukaryota; Metazoa; Arthropoda; Insecta; Diptera; Culicidae. Gene Ontology annotation, molecular function: peptide-N4-(N-acetyl-beta-glucosaminyl)asparagine amidase activity. Bases 212 to 2119 code for a protein of 635 amino acids.
AUCUCGCCGUUUUGGUGCUUAGUCAUUUUCGGGUCGUCAGCAAUUUCGCAAGUGGUUGGUAAUAUCGAUCUCUCGCGCAUUCGAAGAGUGUUUCGUGCUGCCUGCAUUCAUUGGCGUCCUUCUUGUUUCCAUCUGAAGUUGCAAAGUAGUAUUUUGUAAUCCGAGACGUUCAGCUGUUGGGUAACCGCGGAGUAAUUCUCGCCUAAUAGCGAUGGCCACUAUGAACGAGUCACUGGUUCUGGCACUGGAGCGAUCAAAUGCCAAGGAUAGUUACGUGAUGGGGGCGGAGACGCUUCUCCGGCUGCUGGACAACAUCAUCCAGGCGCCGCAGAAUGAGAAGUACCGAUCGGUGCGGCUGGAGAACAAGGCCAUCAAGGAGAAAUUGCUGUCGGUUUCCGGAAUGAAACCUCUGAUGCUGGAGAUUGGCUACGUGGAAGUGAGUGGAACAUUGUCGCUGCCCGCAAAUGUAGUCAUUGCCAAGCUACGCAAGUAUCGAGAUUUUAUCAACGAACGAAAAGAGCUGAUAAAAAAUCCCCCUUCGACUUCUUCCGCAUCGAUUGCACCGCAGCCAUCAUUGCUGGAGGCGAAAGCGAAGGCGGAAGCUCCGAAGGUGAUUGUUGUUCCGAAACCGGUCGUUCGAGCCGGGAAGUCGUUCCAGCAGAGGAUAGCAUUCCCGAAAAUUGUUAGUUCGAGAAACGGCUUUCUGCAACAGCUCGAGUUGCUGUCGGAUCAAGUGAUGCAGUACGAAGACGAGCUGCUGCUGCAAAGUGGCCGCGAUUUGGUUCCACUGGAAAUGCUCAAGGCACGAGCCAAGGAGAAGCUACGUCAGAUUCAGAAGAUGAUUAAGGCGGGCAGCUAUCGGGAUGAGGAACCGUGGAUGGUGGAUUUGAUUCUGGAGGAGCUGGUCGGUUGGUUCAAGGCGGAUUUUUUUCGUUGGGUAAAUACACUACCAUGUACGGUUUGUGGCAACGAAAAGACCCAACAGGUGGAGAGUGGCAUCGAGGAUGGCGUCCGUGUGGAGGUCUACAAGUGCUGCAACGAGCUGAGGCGGUUCUACAGAUACAAUGACGUGGAAAAAUUUCUCCAUACUCGCUGUGGCCGUUGCGGCGAAUGGGCCAACUGUUUUACAUUCCUGUGCCGAGCGUUGGGAUAUGAAGCUCGGUUUGUCUUUUCCACAGGGGAUCACGUUUGGACUGAGGUGUAUUCCGCUCGCAAACGCCGCUGGAUUCACGUUGAUCCGUGCGAGAAUGCAAUCGAUUCCCCGCUGAUGUACGAGCAUGGCUGGAAGAAGGACAUAUCGUAUGUGUUUGCCUUCUCCAGGGAGGAAGUCCAGGACGUUACCUGGAGAUACACCAGCGACCACCUGAAGGUUAUGAAGAGCAGGAAGAGUAGCUCGGAGAAGGAACUGCUUGAUACAAUUUUGAAACUAAGAGCCAAGCGACGGGAGAAAGUCUCCGGUCCUAGAUUGAAGUUUUUGCGUAAAAGGACUCUGGAUGAAUGCUUGCAAUUGAUCAAUAGCCGAGCUCCAACGCAAGCCGAGCUGGAAGGCAGAAGCUCUGGCAGUUUGGAGUGGAGACUGCAGCGGGGAGAGCAACAAUUGAACACGUUCUACAUUUUCAUUCCGAACGAGCAAGAGAUUAGAACGAAGCAGUUCAAUGUAAGGUACUCUUGCGCUAAGGAUACCUAUGAACGAUUUGUGAAGGGUCCUGCCGGAACGGUUAUGGUGGAGACGACCAAGGAUUGGAAAAGUCGGCAGCAUACCAGUGAGAACGUAUUCCGAAAGGAAGAAAACGACUGGAAGAUGGUCUACCUGGCGAGAACCGAAGGCACGCAGACGGGUACGGUUAGUUGGAAGUUUGAUUUUUCCAUUCAAGGCAUGCGAGUCAAGGACAUACAGAUCAAGUUUGGAACGCAGACCUACGAAGGGGCCAAGAUCGAUAUCCAAUAUCUGAAAGACGACGGUACUCCGUUGGCAUCAUCGAGGAAUUUGGUGGGGCUGGGCAAGUUCACCAUCCAGGCGAAGCUCAGUGGAGGCCGGAUGUGGCAGCAUUCGCAGAUUUUCCGCCAAGGAAAGUAUGACGAGGACUAUCCGUUCGAGGUGAACGUGCAAUUCAUGUAAGUGAUCAGUAGUAUGUUUAGCAAUUCUAUUCUAUUUCCAAUCGAUCGUUAUUCCAAUUUAUUGAUGUGAAACAGUAUAAUAUAGGUAGCUUGACCCAUUUGAUAGUAUCGUAUCGGAAACUUGUCCGAUGUGGAAGCAAUUUAAAUUUAUAGAUAUCGAAUAUCGCUUUUUAUAACGGAAGAGCUUCGAAGGCUUAAUAUCCUAUGCUUUAUCUAGUCGAUCAUAAGCGGGAAAGGAUUAUUUUUUAUUUCCAUAAACGAAAAUAAAAAUAAGA